Messenger RNA from Ictalurus furcatus (blue catfish), 4236 nucleotides. RefSeq names its product ubiquitin carboxyl-terminal hydrolase 29-like. Gene Ontology annotation, cellular component: nucleus; cytosol. The transcript is spliced from 14 exons. The coding region runs from base 614 to 3010 and encodes 798 amino acids. Gene Ontology annotation, molecular function: cysteine-type deubiquitinase activity; cysteine-type endopeptidase activity. NCBI's taxonomy places the organism in Eukaryota, Metazoa, Chordata, Actinopteri, Siluriformes, Ictaluridae. Gene Ontology annotation, biological process: protein deubiquitination; G1/S transition of mitotic cell cycle. The record is from RefSeq and is a predicted model, not a curated record.
GUGUGGGUAAGGAUGUUAAAUAUCAAUCUAAAUGUUCCUAUUUUACCCAAGUAGACCUGGCUGCAGAAAGCAUGAUGGGGCGGGGCUACAUGUGUCGCUCCGCCCAUACCUGGUCUCAUUGAUUAGUGUCAAGGUGAUGACGUCACCGCAUCGGUACUAUCACAGUAAAUACAGUUUGAUAUAAUUGUUUAUUAAUAAGCUAAAAUACACACUUUUUUCGUUUAUUAUUUUUGGAAAACAAAUUCAUAAGUACGUUUCCAAGUAGGACUCCACUUACUGCUUUACUUGCCUGACUAUAAAAUAUUUUAAUGUCAACGAAUAUUGUUGAUGUACAAAUUAGUUAUAGCUUUUUUUUGUUUGUUUGUUUGGUUUAUAUAUAUUUAUUUUAGAAUAACGCACAGAUUUUUUUCUAAUUCAGUUUAGCUCGUUUUACUUUAACUUUCUGGUGACGUCACAACUGCUUGCUUCUAUAGCAACAGGAUCUAUAGAACUUCAGGUCAGAAUUCUGAUCUACGGAGCCCCCUAGUGUCAGGAGAAGGUGCCUUCUUCAGUACCUGUGACACCUACGGAAAGCAGCUCCGAAACUCCAACAAAGACCCUGCAAACUGUCUCUAUGAAACUGUUAGCGGGGUCCACCCUGGGGCAAACCUCAAAGACAAACAAGAAGACCUCACCUAGCUGCAAUGAGAAAAGUGCAGAAAGGAAGCAGGUCAGUGUGAAGCCGACCUCAAACCUCCCUGGUACAAAUUUACAAAACUCAUCGAGGAUCACUUCAAUGAUGGUGGAAAGGAACAAGAUAAUUCUGUAUGGGCAAGAAAAGAAGACUGCAGCAAGGAAGGAGACAGCCUCAAAUAGGCUUAAUAUGAAAACAGCUAAAGUCAGUGAGAGUCCAACCUCAAAACUUCCAGGGAUGAAAUUCAUAAGGGUCAAAGAGGCCCAUGUGAGGACAAAUUUACAAAACUCAGUGGGGACCAGGAAGAAGAUGACCAUGCCUAGUCAAGAAAGGAAGGAGGAAAGGAAGGAAAUGACCCCAUCCAACCUGGAGAACGAAAUGGUAAAACUCAAUAAGGAACUGAAGGAGCUGACCUUUUCUUCCUACAUGAAAUUCAUCAAAGGUGUGCCAGAUCCAUAUGCAUUCAGUUCCAAUGAGAUGAUGCCUAAGGGAAGCACAAAUUGUCCAACUCCAACUGCCUCUGGGGGAACCAUAAAGAGACCGACUCCAACUGCCUGUUGUGGACCCAUAAAGAGUCUGACUCCAACUGCCUCUGGGGGAACCAUAAAGAGACCGACUCCAACUGCCUCUUGCGGACCCAUAAAGAGUCCGACUCCAACUACCUCUGGGGGAACCAUAAAGAGACUGACUCCAACUACCUCUGGGGGAACCAUAAAGAGUCCGACUCCAACUGUCUCUGGUGGAACCAUAAAGAGUCCGACUCCAACUGCCUCUUGGGGAACCAUAAAGAGUCCGACUCCAACUGCCUCUUGGGGAACCAUAAAGAGUCCGACUCCAACUGCCUCUUGGGGAACCGUAAAGAGUCCGACUCCAACUGCCUCUUGGGGAACCGUAAAGAGUCAGACUCCAACUGCCUCUUGGGGAACCGUAAAGAGUCAGACUCCAACUGCCUCUGGGAGGACCGUAAAGAGUUUGACUCCAACUGCCUCUUGCGGAACCGUAAAGAGACUGACUCCAACUGCCUAUGGGAGGACCGUAAAGGGUCCGACUCCAACUGCCUCUUGGGGAACUGUAAAGAGUCCGACUCCAACUGCCUCUGGGAGGACCGUAAAUAGUCCGAUUCCAACUGCCUCUUGGGGCACCGUAAAAAGUCCGACUCCAACUGCUUCUUGGGGAACCGUAAAGAGUCAGACUCCAAAUGCCUCUGGGAGGACCAUAAAGGGUCAGACUCCAAUUCUAUCUGAGGGAAACAUACAGCAUCAGAGUCCAACUCCAUCUGAUGGAAUCAUAAACAUUAUGACUCCAAUUUGUACUCUGUUCCCUGACACAGACUCAGAACUGCUACCUGGAGGGUUGCCUAAUUAUGGAAACAGCUGCUACGUUAACGCAAGUCUGCAGUGUCUGUUCACUGCCGAGAGUUUCUGCAGAGAGCUCUCCGACCUGCUGGACAAUUCUACACACACACUAAAAGACACAUUCCUCAGGUGUUUUGUGGAGUUGUCGAGGUUGAGAAAGGGUUCUGAAGUUGAAGGUGACAGUAGCAAGGAUUUGCUCCUCCUGGCACUGAUUGAAUCAGCUGCAGUUCACAAACCAGAAUUCACCAUCGACAACCAGAAUGACGCCCAUGAAUUCCUCUGCUACUGUCUGACCCAAAUGGAGGAGUCUGGGCGAAAGCUGGGUUGGCAAGAGGAUGUGAACCCUAGAUGUCCAGUCACAUCCAAUUUCAAGUUCAAGAUGAGGAACAUCAUAACAUGCUCCAGCUGUGGAUCCCAACAGAACAACAAAGUGGAAGUGUUUAAUCAUGUCCCUAUGCCCCUGAAGCACGACUCGGUGGACCAGUGCCUCUCUGACGUAGUUAAUAAGCUGACAUUGUUGGAGAGCAAGUGCGAGGUGUGUGGAGGAGAAUCUGCCAUCUCCAGGUGGAAGUUCCACACUCUGCCCAGGUUUCUGAUUCUGCAGCUGAACAGGUUCAAGAUGACGGAAUAUCACACAGUCGAGAAGCUGGUGAUGCCAGUGGACAUCACACCUGAGCUGCAGAUAAACUGCUUUCCUCAUUCAGACAUGCCCGGAAUAGAGAACAGUAGAGCUGAGGCCAGAGAGACAGACAGAAAUGAACUGGGUGGAUCAACCUCUACGUAUCGACUGAUCAGUGUCCUGAGCCACAUUGGAAGUACAGCAUGCUAUGGGCAUUAUGUGAGUGAGUGUUCCAGUGGAACACCUACAACAUGGAAGACCUACGACGACAAGCUGGUCACGCUGACCAGCGAGACGGACAUGUUAGAGAGGAGGUUGACUAGUGCCUAUGUGCUCCUCUAUGAGAGAGUGAGCACUGGCUGAAGCCCUUCCUCUUCUCCAGAAAGAUGCAAGAAGAUGGAGUUGUGGUGAGAGGUGUCUGGGCAAGUGAGAGCGGGGUGGCAUAGGGGCACACAAGGUGUCUGUCACAGCCAGACUAUCUGCACCUGUGGGUUCGGCCCCUUGGACCGGUGAGCAGCUCGAUAACUGCAAAGUAGCAGUCCAGGAAGUGAUCAUGAACUCUAGAGCCCAGAGUAUGCAGGCCUGUGCUGAAAAUGUAUGUGGCAGCCAUGUUGGCCUGACUGCAGCACAGAGGAUAACAUCUAGUUGGGAGCACAUAGGUUCAUAAAAGUGUUGUGAGCUAAGGAGCUAAGCACCUCCAUUUGCCUAACUCCUCCAAACGCCAGCGUGUGAUCUUGCCAUUUUGUUGCAGGUUACAGGAUGCUGAUCUGAAAUUCGUAUGUGUAGACUACUUUUUGCUUGCCAUCACCUGAGCAAAAAAAGUGGAAUAACUGCAUGCCUUGGUGAGAAGUUCACUCGGCAUGCUCUUUUGGCCAGAUGAUUAUGGAGUGAUCUUGUGGCUGAACCCUGGGUUCCUGCCUAAGGUUGUUUCUUAGACACUGUACUGUAGAAUUGUACCUCAACACUUCUGCUCUAAUCAUAAACACCAUGAGGUUCAUAAAGAGACUUUUUUCAACGCCCUCAAUACUGUCCCUGUAUAGUACACUAUUUAGGAAGAGUAUUGAUUUAUAAUUUCACUAUCCUGUGUCACCCAGAAGAGGAUGGGUUCCCUUUUGAGCCUGGUUCCUCUCAAGGUUUCUUCCUCGUCAUCUGAGGGAGUUAUGCCACUGUCGCCUCUGGCUUGCUCUGUAGGCAUUUAAAUGUAUAUCCAGAGUUAAUUAUAAUGAGUCUUUAUAGAUCACAUAUCCAUUACAGCACAGUGAAAUUCUUCACAUACCCCAGCAUGUCAGGAAGUUGGGUUCAGAGCGCAGGAUCAGCCAUGAUACAGCGUCCUUGGAGCAGAGAGGGUCUUGUUCAAGGGCCCAACAGUGGCAGCUUGGCAGUGCUGGGGCUUGAACUCCCAACCUUCCGAUCAGUAACUCGGAGCCUUAACCGACAAGCUGUUGCCAAUUCUGGCAAGCUGCGCCACUGUCACUUUACAGUGACACCACUGUGUUGAUCUGAUGUUCACAGCAGGCUCAAGAUCUAUUGCCAGUAAAUUCUAUUUCAUUUCAAUGUCUUCAGCUUUAAAAAUAAAUUAUGUUCUCAUA